Molecule: messenger RNA, 1542 nt
Organism: Rhododendron vialii
Lineage: Eukaryota; Viridiplantae; Streptophyta; Magnoliopsida; Ericales; Ericaceae
Product: F-box/kelch-repeat protein At3g23880-like
Exons: 2
Coding region: 167-1417 (416 amino acids)
Molecular function (GO): protein binding
Source: RefSeq, a predicted model, not a curated record
ACACCGGACAGCUGCGCAACGACAGCUAGCGAGAGAAAUCUUCAGUUUCCCUCAUUCCGGCAACGACGACGUUUCUCACCCCAAUCGGCCAUUCGACGUUGACUUACCACCAUUUCUGGCUUGUGGCUAAGAACCGUUGUCCAGCUGUUCUGCAGUGAAGUAAAUAAUGGAGCCAGGAAGGGGAAAGAAGAGAAAGAAGAGCGUCGAAGAAAAAGAAGAAAGCCACUGCCCAUAUGUUCCAGAGGAGAUUGUUGUUCUCAUACUCCCAAGACUACCAGUUAAGUCUCUUCUGCGGUUUAGGUGUGUUUCCAAAUCUUGGCAUUCUUUAAUAUCAGAUCCCAAAUUCAAGCUUUCCACUGGAAGGCAGCAAGUUAUUGUCAUGUCUAGACGGGGACCCACACGGACUGUGAAUCAAUGGAGGUUUUCCAUCCACUUGGUAGAUGGUGAAGGUUCAGUGAAUGAGCUUCAUAUACCUAAGCCAUUGACAAAGGGUGAACCAAGAUUAAGGGGUUCGUGCAAUGGGAUGUUGCUUGUAAGUUCUGGCAAGAACUUGUUCUUGUGGAAUUCAUUGACUAGAUGCUGCAACAUAGUACGUUCGCCUUAUCGCUUGAGUGAUUAUGAGUAUGACGGAUUAAUUAUUUCUGGACUUUGUUAUGACUCCUUCACUGAUGAUUACAAGAUAAUAAUGGCAUCCAUGAGUGAUGCCUUCGUCAUGGUUGGAAGCUUUAGAAACAAAACUUGGAAAGAGAUUCGCUUCCCUUACAAGAAGGAAAAUUUGAAGUCAGGACCUACAGUAAACGAUUGUGUCCAUUGGUUGGUUGGUAGCAAAGAAGAUCCGGGCUCACAAAUCAAGCCCUAUUUGAUAGUUUCCUUUGAUCCACAAACGAAUGAGUUUGUAAAGGUGCCAAUGCCACAAGGCCCGCAACAUGAGCGUUUUGAAAGUAGUAUUGUAUGUGGUUUCGGAGUUUUAGAUGGAUGUCUUUCUUUGACUUUGUCCACCGACCAUCAAGGGAGGAAUAAAGUACGAGAUGUUGAGGUGUUGGCAAUGGCAAAAUAUGGUGACAAGGCAUCAUGGACAAGUUUGUUUGUCAUAUCUGACUUGACCAUGUUUGAUCCAAUUAACACUUUGGCGGUGCUAUUGGGUUCUACAACAAAUGGGGAGGUGCUAAUCCACAUGUAUUCGACAUCACAAUGGGAAAUGCAAAGGCUGUGGCAUGAGGGAUGGAGAAGAAGGCAGUGGGAAGGGGGAUGGAGAAUUUUGGCAUACAAUCCCGAUCGUAAAGCAUAUAGGGAUUUUCCAAUCUCAAAUCAUAGAGGUCAAAUCUAUGGCAGUACUAUGUUUGUUCAAUGUCUACUUUCUCCCCAAGCUACAGUUAGGGAGAUGAAGUGUACACCAGAAAUUAUUGUUUUGGAGUGAUGCUGAAGUUGGUGCACUAGCUAGCUAUGUGUUUAAGUUAUUAAUUCCGCUAAGAAAUACGGCUAUUCUUUUGCUAAUCCUCGUUCGGUUUUAUGAUUGUUAAUGCAAGUUUGGGUACCUUUCAU